Molecule: messenger RNA, 4726 nt
Organism: Danio aesculapii
Lineage: Eukaryota; Metazoa; Chordata; Actinopteri; Cypriniformes; Danionidae
Gene: washc2c
Product: WASH complex subunit 2C
Exons: 32
Coding region: 165-4322 (1385 amino acids)
Biological process (GO): protein localization to endosome; retrograde transport, endosome to Golgi
Cellular component (GO): WASH complex; early endosome
Molecular function (GO): retromer complex binding; phosphatidylinositol phosphate binding
Source: RefSeq, a predicted model, not a curated record
ACGGAACAUGGCCGACCUCUCAAAAUACUGAGCUGAUGAUGGGGCGAAUAAACAGCGAUAAAAUACCCUUGACUUCCCUCUCUGCGGGAUUCAGGAGAUUUUGAGGUGAAGGAAAACACUACAGAGGAUAUCUGACAACUGUACAUUUAUAAGAUUAAACCAUCAUGUCUAGUUUUAUGGAGAAUGGCCCCAGUAAUCACAAUGGGGAGGCCGAGCAGGUGUGGGAGAGACCCUGGACACUGGAAGAGAUGCAGAAAUCCAGCACCAACUGGUCACUGGCAGCAGACUCUGGGCUGUUUCUUUUCCUGCGAGACUUCUCUCAGAGGAUGCUUUCCAAGACGCAUGAGAUUGAGAAGCAGCUGGACGGUCUCAUUCGGGACACUAAAGCCACCGACAGCCAGCUACAUACAGUGUUUAAUGAUUUCCUCAUGCUGUCCAACACACAGUUCAUCGAAAACAGAGUUUAUGAUGAAGAGGUGGAAGACCCUUCACCAAAGUCUGAAACCACCGAGAGACAACCUGAACAGGAGAAGACGCGAGAACAGAAGGAAGCAGAACUUAUUCCCAAAGUCCAAGAGGCCGUCAACUAUGGUCUGAAAGUCCUGGAAUCUGCUUUUGAACAGCUGGACAUUAAAGCAGGAAACUCGGACUCUGAGGAUGAGGAAGUUCCAGAAAAAGUAGAGCCUAUUUUGGAAGCAAAGGAUUUGUAUGUGGACAGGCCUUUGCCUUACUUGAUCGGGUCUCAAGCCUUUAUGGAUCAGGAUGAUGUUGGUCUGGGAGAUCUGUCCAGUGAUGAAAUGUCUAUUGGUAGUGACAGAGACAGUGUCCUUGAGAGUGAUGUCGACGAUGGCGAUGAGCAUUCUGACCAGGACGAUUACUCUGACCAGGAUGAGGAAGUCCAUGGCAACUUUAAGAAGAAACCGUCCAUUGCUAGUUACGAUGAUGCCGAUGAGGAGAACGACGAUUCUGACAUCUUUGGAGGGUCUGAUAAGGAUGAAGAUGAAGACGACCUCAAAAAGGACACUGGUGUACCAUCCUUUGCUGAUGAACUCGCAGCCAGAAUCAAAGGAGAGACUCAAAGCAAGUCAGAAGCGGAUCGCUCAUCAUUGUCAUCAGGCCCAUCCACCACCAGCAAGAAGAGUAAAACCAAGAAAGUGCCGAAACCUCAGGUGGAAGAUGAUCAGGAUGAGAUGUUCAGACCACCAACAAUGGAAGAUGAGGAAUAUUCUCCGUUCGGCGGGAAGGGUGGUCUCUUUAGUGGAGGCAAAGGCCUGUUUGAUGAUGACGAAGAGGGAGAUCUGUUUUCUGAAGCACCCAAAAAUGUGCCUGUGGAAAAGGAGAAGACAGUAGCACAGCCAACCGAGCCCCAUAAAAAGAAAAAAAUACCCACCGGCGCAGUCUCCAUCUUUCCUGGUAACAGCCUACUUGGCUCAGCAAAUGAUUCCGAGUCUCCAAAGAGCAGCGACAGCAGGAGUCCGGCGCAGCCUAAAGCCCAGCCGGCUCCGAAACGUGCCUCUAUUGGAGGAGGACUCUUUGACGAUGACGAAGAAGAUGAUGAUUUUUUCAGUGGAAAGACGCAAAGCAAAUCCACCCCUGGACAAGAUAAAAAAAUGCCAAAGAAAACCGUAGACCUGUUUGGGGAAGCUGAUGAGGAGGAGGAUGAAGAUGACGAUACAGCAAUGUUCAGUGGGAAAGCCAUUGCAGGUCUUCCUCAGCAGGACAUAAGAGCCAACGGAGAGGAGGAGACGCGUCCUCCUGAGAAAAAGCCUCCUGCUGGAGCCGUUUCAAUGUUUGGGCCUGGCACUAAAAAUAUACUGGAGGGUCUGAAGAAACGUCGGCCUUCCACAAGCGAAGAGUCUACCAAAUCUGAAGAGAGUGGACCUCCACCUGAAGCAGUCAAAUCUUUACCUGCUCUGGGAUCAGCAGAAAAAAUGCAGAGCAAGAGUCUGUUCUCAGAUGAUGAAGACUCUCAAAUAUUCUCAAGUGAAACUACAAGUAAAUCAAAGCCUACAACUCAGAACAAACCAAGUAAAGCUCCGCUCUCGAUAUUUGAUGAUGAAGAAGAAGAGGACCUGUUUUCAUCAACACCAAAGCCAGUUCCGGUCAAAAAAACAUCUCUGCCACCUAAGAACGCUUUAUCCAGUUCACUCUUCAGUGAUGAUGAGGAUCAGUGGAUGAGCUCAAAGCUCAACAAAGAAAGCCCCGAGGUGAAGCCCAGUGGAAUGAAGCCAAGUAUCAGCGCCCCCUCCAGGCUGCCCAGUGUCAAAACAACACACAAAGAUGGCCUGUUUGAAGAUAAAGAUGACGAGGAUCUGUUUGCAGCCACAAAUCAAUCAAGUAAGACGUCUUCUCAAAGAGUGUCUCUGUUAUUCGAGGAUGAAGAUGAUGAGGACAAAGAGCCACUUUUUGGCUUCAAAACGCCUGCAAUUAAAACUCCUCCUGAACCGAAGGCUUCUGGAGUUUCCUCUCUGUUUGAGUCUACUGAGGAGGACACUGGACCCAGUGUAGUCAAAGACAAGAUAGCAGAGGAGAAGAAGAAGCCUGUAGAGUCUGUUCUGUCCUCGGUCGACAGUUUUGAGGUGAAGAAGAAGCCUGCAGGAGCUGUGUGCCUUUUUGGUGGGAUCGAUAUAUUAGGAGACAAGGAAGACACCAUUAAAAAACCCACCAAGACUCAAGAGGAGAUUCCUGAUGACGAGUUACAAAAGGAGGGUCCACCGCCCAUGGAGAGUAAAGGGACCAAGACCAAGAAAACAGCUCUGAGUCUUUUUGAUGAGGACGAUGACGAUGACGAUUUCAGCACAGAUCAUAUAAUUCCUGCACCACAACCAUCCAAAUCUACAGAAAAGAAUGCACUGAAGGAUCACGGGCCCCGCAUGAAGAGCACGGGUGUGUUUCAGGAUGAGGAGCUGCUUUUCAGUCAAACACAACAGAGAGACAAUGAUCCUGAUGUAGACCUCUUCGCCACUUCUCCUAAACCAGCUGUGCCACCUCAGAGCUCUGUUAAAUCUGUCGCCCCAACACUGUUUGGGGAUGAUGAUGAAGAUGACCUCUUCAGUUCAGCAAAGCCUAAAGCUCCUCCGAAAGUACCAGAGAAGCCCAGCAAGCCUAAAACAAAUGAAAUCGACAAAUCCACAUCCACCUCAAGCAAGGAGCCCACAAACCCUCUAAAAUCUAAAAAAACCUCCUCACGGAUCGGAGAACUUCAAGCGGGCUUAGCAUUGAACACUGCGGGCCUCCUGCCAGGUGCUGUGCCACGGGCUCCAGGAGCUGUCAGUGUAAUCCCCGGACUGGCACACACUGGCCUUCCUGCAGCUGCCAGGACGAUGCCUGAUCAUCAGGGCUCCAGCGAGGGCAGCGUGAGCUUUGACUCACCCGCUCUGAUCAGCACACUGCUGAAUGCUAACAAGGGUCGAGCUAAAGGCGCAGGUAAACGGCGGCCACAGACGAGGGCAGCGAGACAUCUUGCAGCACAGCAGUCUGAUGAAGCUUCUGGUGAAAACGUCUCUGUUCAACACCAUGAACCAGCAAUGGCUGCUUCCCUCCCUCCCUUCAACCCUGUUUCAGUGCGACCCUCCGCGCUCACUAUCCCCGUCAGCGCCCCGGCUCCUGCCAAAAGCCCAGAUGAAGCAGUCCGGCCGAAGAGAUUUCUGGAGCCUACAGACGAUCUGUUUGAUUCUGAUGAUCUCUUCGCCACGAAGCCUGUUUCCUCCUCCAAACACAAAGUCAAAACCCCCGAGGAAGGCCAGAAGAAAGUCGCCAAGACAGAAGAUGUCACACCCUCAAAGAAAGACCAGGCCUCGUCUAUUUUCGACAGCCACGAGGAGGAUCUUUUCGCCACAGUGAAACCGAAAUCUGUCCAGAAAGCCAAACACAUGGCGUUUCUAGAUGAUGGUGGAGAUGAUAGUGAUGAAGAUAUUUUCGGAGCAGGAAAAAGUAAAAGCAUAGAGAGUAAAAACUCCAAAAAAGAGGCCAGCGCUGUAAAAUCUGACAUUUUUCAGGAUGAAGUGAAAGAGCCUCCCAAGACCCAGAAGAAGCCCAAGGAAGCGUCUUUGGAUGCAAGUUUGUUCGAUGACGAUGUUGAUAUUUUCGCUGACUUGACUGGCACCUCAAAGCCAAAGGAGAAGAAAGCAAAGAAGAAAGUGGAGACUAAAUCUAUAUUCGACGAUGACAUGGAUGAUAUCUUCUCGACUGGGACUACAAAACAAACAGUAAAGCCGUCCUCCAAGUCCAAGAAGAACGAGCCCAUCCAGGAGACCGCCUCAACCACAGAAACGGCCCACAAUAUUUUUGAUGAUCCCCUGAAUGCAUUUGGGGGGCCCUGAGUUUCCUUCAUAUCAGCUAUGUUUUUAACUCUGUAGCACUAUUCGUGGCCUAAAAGAAGGUAGACGUAAUCUAACACCAUUUGUGAAUAAUUUAAACUCUAAUCUGUGAAGUCAUCUGAUUGGUAAAUGAUGUAGCGUCAUCAAAUGGCAUUGACAUCUGCAACGGUUCAUGUGUCUUUUAUUAGCACUUUAAAGGUAAGAAUUGUGUGGUCGGGUGUAAAACAAGACAUUCCUUUGACAUUGUCAACUUGUAAGGUUUCAUUUUCCAGUGUGGUGCCAUAAUUCUAUGCCUGUGCGCCAACAUAAGUGCUUUUGUUGUUUUUAUAACUCGAGCUGAAGUUUUCUUGUGUUGCAUGUUAAAAAAGAUUUUUGGAAACUAAAGAAAAUAUAUUUUAUGAAACGAA